AAACUCGUAUUGUAAUUAUUAAACAUAUGUCGCACGUGCCAAGUCGGGUAAAUUAAGUGAGUUUCGUACUUUUGUGAGAACGUUGCAAUGCUGAAUGCUUUUAAGCUUCGUAAUCGUAGUUUUUGUAGCUCAUUACGUUCCAUAGAUUUUCGAACGAUUAUGGCUGGAACGUAUUUAUCUAAUGCAGAAAAACUACAAAAUGAAGGCCUUAAUAUUGAAAGUAUGAACCCCAGAGUCAAACAAGUAGAAUAUGCAGUUAGAGGACCUAUUGUAAUUAAAGCAGCAGAGUUGGAUAAAGAGCUCAAAGAGGGGAAAAAACAUCCAUUUGAAAAAAUCAUCAAAGCAAAUAUUGGCGAUUGCCAUGCCAUGGGACAAAAGCCAAUUACUUUCAUUCGACAGCUUCUUGCAGCAUGUUCAUAUCCUCCAUUGAUAAAAGAAAAUAUUUUUCCUUCUGAUGUAAAUUCGAGGGCUAAAGAAAUCUUAAGUACUAUCAAUGAGAGUACUGGUUGCUAUAGUGAUUCUGCUGGAUUAGCUGUUGUUCGAAAAGAUAUUGCUAAGUUUAUCAGUAAUCGUGAUGGUUAUCCUUGCAAUUCAGAACAUUUAAUUAUUACAAAUGGUGCCAGUACCGCUGUCAAACUCAUCUUAGAGUUAUUUGUGCGUGAAAAUGAAAAUAUUGGCAUCAUGAUACCGAUUCCUCAAUAUCCACUUUACUCAGCUACAAUUGAUGAAUUUGGUUUAAAGCAAGUAGGAUAUUAUUUAAAUGAAGAAAAAAACUGGUCACUGGAUAUAUCAGAAUUAAAACGUUCUUUGGAUGAUGCAAGAAAAACAUGCUCUGUAAAAUGUCUUUGUGUAAUAAAUCCUGGUAAUCCAACUGGACAAGUACUUUCUUAUCAAAACAUUCAAGAGAUAAUCAAGUUUGCAAUAGAAGAAGGUUUAUUUAUUAUUGCUGAUGAAGUUUAUCAAGAUAAUGUUUAUGCUGAAGAAUGUACCUUUUAUUCUUUUAAAAAGGUAAUGAAAGAGAUGGGAUCUGUUGCUAAGGAUUUGCAGUUAGCAUCCAUGCAUUCUUGCUCUAAAGGUUUCUUGGGAGAAUGCGGACUGAGAGGCGGGUAUGUUGAAGUUGUUGGUAUUAGUAAUGAAGUUCGUUAUCAUUUAAAUAAGUUACAAUCUGCUCAACUGGGCUCAAAUGUAACCGGACAGUUAGUUUUGGAUUGUCUCGUUAACCCACCCAAGAUAGGUGAACCUUCGUAUGACUUGUUUGUUCAAGAAAAAUUCAGCGUUUUGUCCUCUCUGAAGAAACGAGCUCGAUUGGUGUACGAAACUUUAAACAAAAUAGAAGGAGUUACCUGCAACGAAGUUCAGGGGGCUAUGUACGCUUUUCCUCAAAUACAUCUGCCUCAAAAAGCUAUUGAUCACGCAAAGUCACUAGAUCAAGCUGCUGAUUUCUUUUACUGCAUGCAAUUUCUUGAACAAACAGGAAUAUGCGUAGUACCAGGUAGUGGUUUCCGUCAAAAGGAAGGAACCUAUCAUUUUCGUUUGACUAUUCUUCCGCCAGAAGAUCAAUUAAAAGUUUUUUUGGAAAAGUUCAAAGAAUUUCAUAUUAAAUUUUUAGAAAUUUACAAAUAAUUUAUUUUAAACCCUAAAACAGAUGACUAUAA
Messenger RNA from Hydra vulgaris (swiftwater hydra), 1655 nucleotides. Its product is annotated as alanine aminotransferase 2. NCBI's taxonomy places the organism in Eukaryota, Metazoa, Cnidaria, Hydrozoa, Anthoathecata, Hydridae. Gene Ontology annotation, biological process: biosynthetic process. Gene Ontology annotation, molecular function: L-alanine:2-oxoglutarate transaminase activity; pyridoxal phosphate binding. The record is from RefSeq and is a predicted model, not a curated record.